GAUUCCGAUUCCGAUUCCGACUGGGAAUACAAGUACUCCACGGAAACAGAGUCCUUCUACCUCAACUUCGACCUAACCUCCCUCCACGGCCCCAUUCGUCCGCCGCGGCGCCGUAAUGCUAAUACAUCCGCGCCUAAUAAUAAUGAACCCGACGCGGACGCCGACGCGGACGCGGACUUUUCUCGCCCUCUAGAAACCACCGAGUCCGACGCCAGACAUGCAGAUCGUCUCCAGGUCUUGGGCCUCCACACCUUGAAUCCCAUUGUCUCGUACCAGAACCAGGUUUUCAGUUGUUCCUGGGCCGAGCAGAUUGGGACCGAGUUGUUUUUUACCAGGCCGAAUGAACUUACCGCCACCCUCACCACCACAAGUGCAGAAAAUGAUGUUACUGCACCACUAGCACGUGGCAAGGAUUUCGACUUAAUUGCAGCAACCAGUGCCAAAAUCCUCGGUCGCAAAGCGAAUCUUAUUUCUGGUUCUGAACCUUCUACUACUACUACUACUCCUACUCCCACCACAUCUACAGCCACAUCUAACCCUCCCAAACCAUCAACGUCAUCAAAUCAAGCGCGUUUCCUCGAACGCUUGUCCGGCGUUAAACAGGCAAAAGGUGAAACAGACUCCGUGCGAACAGUAUACAGCACGCGCCGGACGCAGAAUCUCGAAGAUCGCCUGCGCGGGUGGGCCAGGACCGAGGAGCAAUUGGCGGAGGUUCAGCGAUUACAGGAAGCUGUGCUUCGCGGGGACGAGGGUGCGAUGGCGGCGUUGGAGAGGGUUUAUCGGGAUUUGCAGGGAGAG
Molecule: messenger RNA, 798 nt
Organism: Aspergillus glaucus CBS 516.65
Lineage: Eukaryota; Fungi; Ascomycota; Eurotiomycetes; Eurotiales; Aspergillaceae
Product: TFIIIC subunit 6 family protein
Exons: 3
Source: RefSeq, a predicted model, not a curated record